Auanema sp. JU1783 is the source of this 2670-nucleotide messenger RNA. The record is from the annotation of a GenBank genome assembly. NCBI's taxonomy places the organism in Eukaryota, Metazoa, Nematoda, Chromadorea, Rhabditida, Rhabditidae.
AUGGAUCUCCAUAUUAGGAGUAGGAGAACUGGCCAUGUGAAUGAUGAAAAAGCUGAAUUGGAUCAUAACUAUCAUGUAGUUGAAGAAAACAAAUUGGAAAAUAAGAUUGAAGUAUAUCGAGAAGCUUGUGCUAUAAUUACUUUUUUGUGGCUUUUAUUUACAUUAGUUUGGAGUGCCAGCUUUGCUGAAUUGUAUCCAUCCGUACGAUCAUCUAAUGACUUGAAAGGAUUCAGUGAAGAACGUGCACGUUCAUUUCUCAAAGAAAUAACAGCUUAUGGACCACGACCAACUGGCUCUGUUGCAGCUGAGACAUAUGCUGUCAACCUAUUUUUGGAAAAGUUUGAUGAUCUGCAAAAGAAGUUUGAUGCUACUAACUAUAAUCGGUUUGAGUUUGAUAUACAGAGACCAACUGAUUGUUUUGACAUCAGCUUCCGCGGGUUUUACACCUUGUGUUACUUUAAUGUCACUAACAUCGUGGCUCGCAUUGGACCGAAAGAGAAGCCAAGUGAACAUGCUCUGAUGAUAAACUGUCACUUCGAUACUGUCUUCGAUUCUCCUGGAGCCACCGAUGACGCUGUAUCAUGCUCCAUUAUGAUCGAAAUUUUGACGUAUUUCUCUGCUCAUCAAGAAACUCUGAAGUACGACAUCGUGUUCUUAUUUAAUGGAGCUGAAGAAUAUGGAUUGCAUGCUUCACAUGGAUUUAUCACUCAGCAUCCAUGGAGACAUUAUAUUCGAGCUUUCAUCAACCUGGAAGGAGCUGGCAGCAGUGGAAGAGAAGUGUUGUUCCAAGCUGGCCCAAAGAACUCUUGGUUACUUCAGAGCUAUCUCCAAAACGCGCCUCAUCCAUACUGCAGUGUUAUGGGCCAAGAGUUGUUCCAGUCCGGAAUCAUCCCUUCUGAUACAGACUUCAGAAUUUUUAGAGAUUUUGGUGGAUUAUCAGGAUUGGAUAUAGCUUAUGUUGUGAAUGGUUGGAUCUAUCACACCGAAUAUGAUAAAGAAGAUAAAAUAGCUUCUGGAGCUAUACAAAGAGCCGGUGAUAAUGUUUUGAGUGUUGUUUCAUCUAUUAUGAAAAACACUUAUUUGGAACAGCCUUGGAGAUAUGAGGAUUCAGCCAAAUGGGUUUACUACGAUUUUCUUGGCAUGUUCACUAUUUAUUACUCAAAAUCCAGCGGAGAAUAUUUGAACUACUUCUUCUGUUUCUUGACUUGGCUUAUGGUUGGUAUGAGAUUGAAACGAAUGGUUUAUUCCCCAAACGAUUUAUCGAAAUCUUUAUUGAAUCACUUGUUCGUCUUUGGCUUCAUGUUCCUAUCACUGCUGGGAGUAAUAGCUCUUCUUUAUGUAUUUGGAUUAACACAGAUAUGGUGGAAAGAGCCUAACUUCAUCUACGUUUUCUUCAUUCUUCCUCUGCUCAUUGUUGGAUUCAAAGCUCAUUCCUAUCUUCAAAAUGAUUAUAGGGGAACAGCAUUUUGGGACAAACAAGAGAAGUAUAUGGACAGCGUCAAUGUUAUCCUUGCUGUCUGCAUUUACCUAUUAACAUAUUAUAAGAUAUCAUCCGCUUACAUCUUGCUCAACUUUUUGUCCUUGUCUUUAAUGAGCCAGUUUGUUUGUAAAUUAUUCGUCCCUCAAAGAAGGACAGCCGUGAAAGCAGUAGUCACUUUGAUCAUCAUAUCACCGGCAUUAAUAUAUUUUUCGUACAUAAUCUAUCAGUUAUUCCAACUCUAUGUUCCCAUAACCGGACGUUCAGGAACUAAAAUCAAUCCAUUAAUCAUAAUUGGUGUGAUUACUCUAGUCACAUCCUUCAUCAUCGUUCUGAACACAAAUUGCCUCAUCUUCUUGAAUGAAAAGUACCACAGAAUCAAUACUUUCCGUUAUCUUUUCGUUGUUUUCCUAUUUUUCAUUUUGGCAACUUUUAAUAAUAUAAGCUCUCCAUACAGUAAUUCGUACGAACACCCGAGACUUCGACGAAUGAUUGCCAUAAAUACUCAUCGGACUAUUACGGAUCAUCAAGAUCAGGUAAUUUCUGAUGAAUCUGCUAUCUUCAUACAAGGACUUGAUUACAAUCACGUAAGCAGCCUUCCUAAGGAGAGCUUCUUUGAAGCACAAUCACCAAACUGUACAGGAGUCAUAGACUCAUACUGCAGACUGCCUUACUAUAACUCUAUCCACACAAAUUUCCCUCCACAUGAAACGUUGUGGAAAGUUACUAAUCAACUCCCAAAGUUGAGAAAUGAAGUUGAACUGCACUUGAUUGAGAAGGUUAAAGCAGGACCAAAGCUGGUUAGCUGCACAUUUUCCGUGAUAGGAGAGUUCAACAGAGCUUCCCUUCAUUUAAGCCCCAUCAAUGGCUAUGAACUGUAUUCUUGGUCAAUGACUAAAAUUGAUUUGGAUGUUUAUGGUAAAAGGCCAACUUACUUUGUCACAUUAACACAAGGAAGCGCUGAUACGGAUGAGAAGCAGUUUACUAUCGUUCUUUCCAAAGAAGACGAUGUAGAUGUGAGUGAGCCAGCUAUUGAAGUAGCUCUAGUAACUCUUGUUGAAUCGCCAGCUGAUGUCGUUGACAAUCCAACCGAGUUUGAAAACUUGAAGAUGAGGGCUCGAGAUCGUACGGAUUACAACUGGUUCAUGACGUUCAUAUUCGCUGAUUCUCAAACAAUUGUCAGAAUAAUUUAA